This is a messenger RNA of Protopterus annectens (West African lungfish), 471 nucleotides long. Its product is annotated as vicilin-like seed storage protein At2g18540. The annotation marks the transcript as partial. NCBI's taxonomy places the organism in Eukaryota, Metazoa, Chordata, Ceratodontiformes, Protopteridae. The transcript has 5 exons. The record is from RefSeq and is a predicted model, not a curated record.
AGAAGAGAAGAGAAGAGAAGAGAAGAGAAGAGAGAGGAGAGGAGAGGAGAAGAGAAGAGAAGAGAAGAGAAGAGAAGAGAAGAGAAGGGAAGGAAGAGAAGAGAAGAGAAGAGAAGAGAAGAGAAGGGAAGAGAAGAGAAGAGAAGAGAAGAGAGAAGGAAGAGAAGAGAAGAGAAGAGAAGGAAGAGAAGAGAAGAGAAGAGAAGAGAGAAGAGAAGAGAAGAGAAGAGAGGAGAAGAGAAGAGAAGAGAAGAGAAGGAAGAGAAGAGAAGAGAAAGCUUUGACAUCCUCAAGUACACAAUAGCAUUCAUGGAGUUUCAAGGCCCAGAAAUGAGAAUGGAUAAUUCCCUGUACUCCAGACACAAGUAUACUACGGUAUUUUCCAACUCUAAUUUUGGAAUUCCUAGUAAAGAACAGAUGGGAGGAGUAAUAGAUUGGAAAGAGAGAGUUGUCCACUCUGUGUAUGGAUGA